CACUACGCGAACAAACCAAUCCAAUCCAAUCCAUCAUCACAUUCUCUCUCUUGAUCGCUUGAAAACUACCAUCCUCCUCCUCCUUCUUCAACGACACUCACUCACUCACUCACUCACCAUCUUCGAAGAUUCUGAAUCGAAUUCCUACAAAACUACAAAUCCAAACUCCAAUUUCUUCUGAUUUCAAUUUGAUUUGACUUUCUUUGAUUUUAAUGGCGAUGGAAGACAACGAGAGUUGGGGUAGUAGAGCUGUGGAUUCGUCGCCGAAGCAAAAUCGACAGGACGGACAGAGACUCGAAGUCUUCAACGAAGUCCUCACUCGACUCCAACACUUGAAUCACCAAGACGCCAAUCUCCCUGGUUUCGAAGACCAACUCUGGCUUCACUUCAAUCGUCUCCCUCCUAGAUAUGCAUUGGAUGUGAACGUGGAAAGGGCUGAAGAUGUGCUCACGCACAAGAGACUACUUCAUCUGGCGGAAGACCCUGCUGCUCGACCUGUAUUUGAAGUUCGUCUUGUGCAGGUUCAUCCUACCUCUUGUGGAAAUUCAGUUGACUCUAAUCAUUUGGAUUCUCUAGUGAAAGAAGAUGCUCAAAGUUAUGCAAAUCAUUCUAGUAGACAGGGAAUCCAUCCACCCCCUACGUUUGGUUCGUCACCUAAUCUUGAAGCUCUUGUACUUCAAGCUUACACAUCUGAAGUUGAAGACGGAGAUAGUGUUGUUCAUUCCACUGCACAGUUUUCCCGGCCAAUGCACGAGAUCACUUUUUCAACAGUAGACAGGCCAAAACUCCUUAGUCAGUUGACUUCCUUACUUUCUGAGAUUGGACUGAACAUUCAAGAAGCGCAUGCCUUUUCAACUGUUGAUGGCUUCUCCUUAGAUGUCUUUGUUGUUGAUGGUUGGCCUCAUGAGGAAACUGAGCAGCUUAAAAAUGCACUGGAAAAGGAAAUUCUGAAAUCCAAGGAUAAAAUUUGUUCAAAUCAACAUGCAUUGUUUCCUAUCAUCGAACCUAGCCAAGUGCAAUCUAUAUCCUCUACUGAUUAUGUGAAAAUACCUACUGAUGGAGCUGAUGUCUGGGAAAUUGAUGCUAGCCUGCUGAAAUUUGAAAGCAGCGUUGGAUCUGGUUCAUUUGGUGAUCUGUAUAAAGGCACAUACUGCAGUCAGGAGGUGGCUAUCAAAGUCCUCAAGCCUGAUCUUGUGGAUAAAGAUAUGCUGAGAGAGUUUGCCCAGGAAGUGUUCAUUAUGAGGAAAAUUCGGCACAAGAAUGUUGUACAAUUCAUAGGCGCAUGCACACGAACUCCAAACCUGUGCAUUUUGACUGAGUUCAUGUCCAGAGGAAGUGUUUAUAACUUUCUGCAUAAACAAAAGGGUGCAUUUAAGCUUCCUGUUCUACUCAAAGUAGCACUUGAUAUUUCCAAGGGAAUGAACUAUUUGCAUCAAAAUAAUAUUAUCCACAGAGACCUGAAGACUGCCAAUCUACUAAUGGAUGAGAAUGAGGUUGUUAAGGUUGCUGACUUUGGAGUUUCAAGAGUGCAAGCUCAAUCUGGAGUGAUGACUGCAGAAACUGGAACAUACCGUUGGAUGGCUCCUGAGGUCAUUGAACACAAACCGUAUGAUCACAAGGCUGACAUUUUCAGUUUCGGAAUAGUGCUAUGGGAACUUUUAACAGGAGAACUUCCAUACUCGUACUUGACACCUUUGCAAGCAGCUGUUGGUGUUGUACAAGAGGGUCUGCGGCCUACAAUUCCGAAGCACGCUCAUCCAAAGCUUGCAGAACUGCUAGAAAAGUGCUGGCAACAAAAUCCAACUCUAAGACCCAAUUUCUCUGAAAUUAUAGAGAUUCUGAAGCAGAUUAGCAAGGAGGUUGGAAAUGAUGGAGAGGGGCACAAGGAUAAAUCAAUAGGCGGAUUCUUCUCAGCACUCAGAAGGGGCCAUCACUAAAGUCCGGAAUAUAUGAUCCUGUGGGCCAUUUUCCAAAUUUCAAUUCCAUUUUCUCAUGUUGAUCAGCUCAUUUGUAGUUUUAACUUGUAUUUUUAUUUUAUUUAUAAUAUAGGAGCUUACCUCGUAAAUUUUGUGUAUUUAGGUUUCUUUCUUUUUCAUUUAGAUUUUUUUUGUCCCCAUCGUAAUUUGUUUCAUUGCGCAAGUUGCACCAUAUGUUGAAAUGGCUGAGUAUGGUUGUAACACGAAAAAUGUUUGAGAGUUUUAAAUUGAGAGCACUGAAGGCUCUAGAGAGUGGGUCCCACUAA
Messenger RNA from Camellia sinensis, 2242 nucleotides. Lineage: Eukaryota; Viridiplantae; Streptophyta; Magnoliopsida; Ericales; Theaceae. The record is from RefSeq and is a predicted model, not a curated record.